AUGCUUUACUAUCUCAUCCCUUCAUUCUUUCAAUUAUUAUUACUGAUAAAGGUGGCCGUACCGAAAACAUCCGUUUUAUUUGAUUUUCGAUAUAAUUUAUUUAUUCUUGAAUAUAAUAGGUACUUAAACCCCGAGAAAAAGUUUUUAAACUUCAUACCGGAUUUUGUUACUAUUCGUGAACCGCCGUGCGAUGUGAAUCUCGGUACAAUUGAACCAAUUAAUUAUCCAGCUAACUAUAUGAUUGACGAACGGUCUCCGGUUAUCGAUGUGGAAAUCAACAUUAAAUUACAACGAUUUUUCACCACAAACUCAAACACCAAUUACACAGGUUAUGGAAAAGUUGUUUAUGGAUGCACAUUGGUUAUUGCAGAAAAACAAGCAACCGCAGCCACAAAAUUGAUGGAUUAUUACAAUAAUCAAAAACAAUGCUUAGCAGGUUAUGGGGAAGAUAUCGAUUUUGAACAAAUAAAAAUGGUUGAAUUAUAUCUGGAUACGCCUUCACAAAAAGAUACAGUUAGUGCUGCUAACCCUUCAAAAAUGGUAUUAUUAACACCUGGAAAAAUCGUGGCAUCGUCGUACUUGACUGGUGUCAAAAGAAUCAAGGCUGUCACAGUAAAGGAUGCGUCUUUUAAACUGCAGCAAGCCGGUUUUGGUAAAGUUUUUGAAACAGGAAAUCCACAUGGAUCAGCGUCACUCUAUUUCCAUAAGGAUACUGUUGAUACUGCUCAACCUAGUGAAAUUAGCAAACUAGAAACUCGUCUUCGACCACUGCAAGUGCCACUCAAAGCGUAUGUCGAUAGCUUAAAAAUGGAGAAUAUCGUUUUUGAAGCGUCGAGAAAGCGUCCAUCACAAACAACAACGGAAAAAGGGUCUAAAUCACCAACUCUGGUCAUUCUGGAAGAAGAAGAGGGUGAACACGAACGAAUAGUGACUGCUAGCGGACAAGAAGUUGUGACAAAAAAAGCAAGAAAGACAACGAAAUAA
Didymodactylos carnosus is the source of this 984-nucleotide messenger RNA. Lineage: Eukaryota; Metazoa; Rotifera; Eurotatoria; Philodinida; Philodinidae. The record is from the annotation of a GenBank genome assembly.